AUGAUCCUUUGGGGGAUCGCGCAGGAGUUCAUCAUGACCAAUGUGUACGUUGGAAGAAAUGGCGACAAUCUGCAGAUUCCCAGUGCAUUGUUCCUGGUGCUGUGCAAUCGAGCAUCAGCGGCCAUCUUCUCAGCUCUGAUCCUCACCAUUCGGCAAAAGCAGCUAUUCUUUGAUGGCUGUAUCGACUCGUUGCCACCAGCGGUGAGCAACAGCCUGGCUUCGUGGUGUCAAUACUCUAGUCUUUCCUACAUUUCAUUUGGAUUGCAAACGACAGCCAAGAGUACCAAAAUUCUUCCAGUAGUCAUAAUAAGCUCUUUGCGAGGGAAGCUUCACUCUCUGACUGACUAUGCAGAGUGCAUCGUGUUGACGGCAUCCUGCUUCGUCUUUGGCCACGAAAGCGAGACUGCCUUCGACAGCAGCACAACAUCCACAGGACUUAUCCUGUUGACCAUCUACAUCAUGUGCGAUUCGCUGACGCCUCAUCUGCAAGAUGUCCUCUUCCUCAAGCACAAG
Messenger RNA from Symbiodinium necroappetens, 513 nucleotides. The record is from the annotation of a GenBank genome assembly. Lineage: Eukaryota; Dinophyceae; Suessiales; Symbiodiniaceae.